Rhincodon typus (whale shark) is the source of this 1259-nucleotide messenger RNA. It is a transcript of the gene stoml2, whose product is annotated as stomatin (EPB72)-like 2. NCBI's taxonomy places the organism in Eukaryota, Metazoa, Chordata, Chondrichthyes, Orectolobiformes, Rhincodontidae. The record is from RefSeq and is a predicted model, not a curated record. The coding region runs from base 1 to 726 and encodes 241 amino acids. The transcript has 8 exons. Gene Ontology annotation, cellular component: membrane.
AUGGUUCUGGAUGGAUUGGAUAUGGACAAGAUGUUCUCUAUCUUGUCACAGUUGAAACAAGUGGGCUUGAAUUUCUUGAUUCCAAUUGUAGAUCGGAUAAGGUAUGUACAGAGCUUAAAGGAGAUAGUUAUUGAUAUUCCAGAACAAUCUGCUGUUUCCUUAGAUAACGUGACUUUACAGAUUGAUGGUGUACUAUAUUUACGAAUAAUUGACCCAUACAAGGCAAGUUAUGGAGUUGAAGAUCCUGAGUAUGCAGUAACUCAGCUGGCCCAAACAACCAUGAGAUCUGAACUUGGGAAACUCACAUUGGACAGUGUUUUUAGGGCAAAAGGGCCACUUCUGUACUGUGUAAUUGUGUAUGGUGAAGCAAAUGCAGUCAUCGCAAAAGCAAAGGCAAAAGCAGAAGCCAUUCAAAUGCUGUCUGAAGUACUUAGUCAACAGUACGGAAGCCAAGCAGCCUCACUGAGUGUAGCUGAGCAGUAUGUGUCUGCCUUUAGUAACUUGGCCAAAGAAUCCAAUACCAUUCUUCUUCCGGCAAAUACAGGUGACAUCAGUAGCAUGGUGACACAGGCCAUGGGAAUUUACCACACCCUGACUAAUAAACCAGAAACAACAAAGGAAGAACUGGCAAUGGAUGCAUAUCAUGCUGACCGAUCACCGCCACUGGUUGGUGAAAGUCAAACAUUCCCUUCAGAGAAUGAAGUUCUGAAGUCAAAAAUAAUGUGAAAUUUCUACUGAAUGACAGAUGAAAAGUCCAGCUGCAGAAUGUGCCGGAUUUUGAUUGUUUUGAAAUUUGCAAUGAAAAUGUGUCAUGCUCAUUACAUUUUUAUACUUUUCGAUGAACUGAUUUUGUUGGAUGACUGUAGCUUAUUUUCCACCUAUACAACUGCAUCAUGGUUAUAGAAAAGGUACUUUUGAACUAAUGGGAUCAGUAGGUUAAAUUCUUUGAAAAUGAAAAUAAAUAUUUAAUUAUUUCUUUUCCUCGCCCCCAAAAAUGUUUCACUAUUUUAACACUUCUGGCGAAAAAGGAACUGGUUCUCCUCUUGCUUGUGAUUGGAAAAGCCUAAGUAAGCAAGUUACCCUGCAUGGAGGAUCACAAGAGAUAUAAACUUUAGCAACAAAUAUGUCACCUCUGUGCAAAGAGAAGUAGAUUAGCAAAAGGAAAAGAUUUAAUGGAGGGUGCUGUAUAGUAACCAGUAUCAUAACUUGGUGGCAUAACUGUGACAAAAUUAUGCAAUUAAAAGAUGAAACAAAAACAA